This is a messenger RNA of Malania oleifera, 1534 nucleotides long. RefSeq names its product probable carboxylesterase 18. Gene Ontology annotation, biological process: pollen tube growth. The transcript has a single exon. Lineage: Eukaryota; Viridiplantae; Streptophyta; Magnoliopsida; Santalales; Ximeniaceae. Gene Ontology annotation, molecular function: carboxylic ester hydrolase activity. Bases 322 to 1341 code for a protein of 339 amino acids. The record is from RefSeq and is a predicted model, not a curated record.
AUUUAAUUGUUUAUUAUUAUUAUUUUUGAUUGGAAUACGAAAUUUGAACACUGAAGUUGGAAAAGAACAUAAUACCAAAUCAUAUUGAAUUACCAGAAAAUUUAUAUUCACAUGAGCAUGAGAUGUGGUAGGAAUGGGUUGGUAAUGGUUGGGCCAACGGCAUGGGCUGGCAUUAAUUUGCAUCGACCUUGCCAUCGGCAUUCUAAACUCGAGCAAAGCACCAAAAGCCGAAAUGCAAAUCGCUAUUUGCUGUUCUGUCGAUUCAUAUGAAUACUCUUCUCGUCUCCUCUCCUCUCUUCUCCAGCCCUGUUCACUUCAGCCAUGGCCACACAACGACUAUCCUCGCCCACCCUCCCAUGGACCACCAAGUUAGUCUCCUCCGUCCUCUCCGCCAUCACCGACGCCUCUCUCCGUCCCAACGGCACCCUCAAUCGCCGCCUCGUCAACUUCCUCGACUUCAAGUCUCCCGCUAAUCCCUCCCCCGUCAAUGGCGUCUCCACCUCCGAUGUUACCGUUGACGCCGCCCGCAAGCUCUGGUUCCGGAUCUUCGUCCCCACCGUCGACGCCCCGCUCCCCGUCAUCCUCUUCUUCCACGGCGGCGGGUUCGCCUUCCUCAGCGCUGAUUCCAAGGCCUACGACGCCGUCUGCCGCCGCUUCGCCCGCAAAAUCCCCGCCGUCGUCGUCUCUGUUAACUACCGCCUCGCUCCCGAGCACCGGUUCCCCUCCCAGUACGACGACGGAUUCGACGUCCUGAAAUUCCUCGACGAGUGGGGGCGACUGCCGGAGAAUGCGGAUCCGGCGAGGUGCUUCGUCGCCGGGGACAGCGCCGGGGCCAACCUGUCUCACCACGUCGCGCUCAGAGCGUGCGCCACGAAGUUCCGGAGGGUGAAAGUGGUGGGGGUGGUGGCGAUUCAGCCGUUCUUCGGGGGAGAGGAGCGAACCGGAUCUGAGAUCCGGCUUCCGAGAGCUCCGAUAGUGUCGGUGAAGCGGACAGAUUGGAUGUGGAAGGUGUUUCUGCCGGAGGGAUCUGAUCGAGACCACGCGGCGGCGAACGUGUGCGGGCCGAAUUCCCCGGACAUAUCGCGAAUGGAGUAUCCGGCGACGCUGGUGUUCGUGGGGGGUAUGGAUCCGUUGCAGGACUGGCAGAGAAGGUACUACGAUUGGGUGAAGAGAUCCGGAAAGGAAGCGUACCUGAUUGAGUACCCAAACGCGAUUCACGCUUUCUACGUGUUUCCUCAACUGCCGGAAGCUUCCUUGUUAAUGGCGGAAGUGAAGGAUUUCGUUCACAAACAGUCUUCUGCUGCCGCCGGAGCCGGCUCUGCGCCGGCGGUUACCAAAUAGCCGCUUGCAAAAUGCCACACUUACACGCACACUAAAGGUAUGGUUGAAUGUGCGCGAAUUGCAGGGCAGCAGCAAUGGUAUCGAGGAUUGCUCGCUUUGCUUAAUUUAAAUCUAAAGCUUUGUGGUUCAAGAUUGAGAUUAGAACUCCUUAAUCAAAUCUUAAUAUUUGAUCGAAAAAAAAAAUACAAACAAA